UAGACCCCAUACCUACUCGUUCCGAAUGCAGCGGCCACGCGUCAUUGUUAUUUUUCAAAUUUUAACAAAGACAAGAAUUAGUUUUACUAUAAUACUUUAAAAUCAUUAAACUGUACUGUGAUCAAUGUCAAUUCUAUGAAUGAUUGAUUUUGGAAAUGAUUGCUUCUUCAAGAAAAUUAACGGAUGUUAAUGACGGUGCGGUAGCAGCGUUCGAUACGCUCGGAGAUCCACGCUACUGAGUGGAUGAAUGGAACUUAGUAUACGGGCAGAAAAUAUCCUGAAAAAUUGCUCAUAAGGUAUAUUUUAACCAGAUUUUACAACGAAGGCGAGGUCCCGAAGCGCACUGAGUUUUGUAAUAAGAAGUAACUUGAAAAUAUGACAUAUUUAUAGAACACUAGCGCCGGCCUAAAUUUUCUACGGGAACAGUCAUUUUUCUGUGACGAAAGAAAAUGGGCUCCGUGCAGGAAGAGAAGCCCCCUGAAACUCCCACGAAACCCAACAUCAGUCAGAUCAGAAAUACCGAAUUAGUUUCAAGAUUACUUGCAGCCACUCCGCCAUAUCUGUACAGCGCUCUGCCACUGCAACCCCACGCGUUCUUCUUCAGCGAAAUGCUCAGGUCUUUUGUUAAUGCUAGACAUGGAUGUCGCCCGCCACAUUACCAUCGCCGCUUCAAGCGCAGAUCUCAUAAAUACUUUGCUGAAAACGAAGAUUGGCGGAGAGAGCCGAGGGAGUGGCCGAAGUCGGAAGAGGAGAAAAAGGAAGAAGUCAGGCCAGAGGUUCCUUUGGAGUUGACGGUGGAGAAGCAAUCACGAGCACGCGAGCCGUCGCCUCGUAGAUUGUCCCCGAAAUUGGAAAAGUCCAGUGGAAGUCCUGGCCCACCUGGAAGACAGUCGUCUUACGUUGAUGUCGGGACUGAAGAACUGCCAAAACCUUCGCCAUGUGUUGGGAGAACACCAACUGAUCCUCAUACAGCUGUUCCACCAUCAAACCUGAUCCUGCCUCCCCCUCCUCCUAUGUGGUACCCCCCUCUGUACAACCCCCAAUUCGGAGUAGAUCCAUUAAAUUUCUUCAUAGACCUGCGUGUGUCUGGUCAUAUUUAUGAUAGAAAAAGAGCUCUAGCUGAAGGUAUCGACACGAAUAUAAACCAAGAAGUGAAGUCAGAUGAGACGACCCUCGACAAAAGACUCAGUCGGGACUUUGUUCAAAGACCGAGGCAUCUCUCGGCGUUUUCUGUGCCAGUGCGUUCAGGUAAUGUCAACGUCAAUGGUGCAGAGAAAUAUUUUGAUCAUGGUGGAGUGAAAAGUGGCAACUUGAAUGGCACAUCGUAUGUAAUGAGGAAUUUGAAACGUGUGUACGAACAUUUACAUUCCUCGAACGACAAGGACAGUUCGAAGGGUAAAGAUGAUGAUGCGAAGGUGGAUUCUGACGUUGAGGAGGACAUUAUGGACUGAACAAUGAUUUCUAUUUACUAAUUAAUAUAUCUGGAAAAUUGUAGUCGUCUUAAUGAUCUCAUAUACUGUAUUAUAAUUAUAUAUUUACAAACGAUAGUCCUAUAUAAGUAUCUACUAUACCUAAGUCUAUGUAUACACGCAAACGGAUUGGGUACUUUAAGUCUUUUACCUAAGCAUAUACUUAUUUAAACUGUAUAGUUACUAGUCAACUCUAGUCUGUAAAUACUAAAUACAGUAUUUAGGCAUUACAAAGUUAAUAUAUUCCUACCUAAAUCUAAUCGUGCUUAUAAUAAAUGUGUAUAAUAACCUGAUUGUUAAUUAAAAUGU
Molecule: messenger RNA, 1778 nt
Organism: Plodia interpunctella (Indianmeal moth)
Lineage: Eukaryota; Metazoa; Arthropoda; Insecta; Lepidoptera; Pyralidae
Exons: 2
Coding region: 450-1451 (333 amino acids)
Source: RefSeq, a predicted model, not a curated record